CUGUUAUCAAAAUGGCGACAGAAGAAGAAGGUGCAGAGAAAGAUUCUGACUGGAGUUUAACUGGAUUUCUCUUUGGAAAUAUUAACGAGAAAGGCGAACUAGAAGAUGAAUCAAUAUUAGAUGAGGUAGCUCGAGAUUUGUAAUUGAACAGUUUUUGCAAAGUUUAUAUAAAAGUAUUUUUAUUAUUAUUAUUAUUUACACUAUACAGUAUAAAAUUAUAAAUACACUAGUGAGUUUGUAAGUAUACUAUAAAACAAGCCACCCAGAAAACUUUAGUUUACUUAACUUCCAGUCACCUUCCAGUCACAAAUAUUAGUCCUUACUUCUACUAAAUAAACUAUUAUCUGGCUUUUCAAGGGUUAUAUUCAAUCAAAAUUGUAAAAUAUGAUAGAGGUGAAAAAUAAAAUGUUGUUGUUAGGGGCCACGUCCAUAUACAUGUUGCUACAAAUAAUGUUGAAUCAACAUUAUUUCUUCACUCACCCACCCACUCCCGAUAACGUCGAUCGAUAUUCAGUUGUAUAGUUGUAGCUAUAACCCCCACCAAACAAAAUGUCCACCCCUCAAAAAAUUUUUUCAACCCCCCCCAAUAUUCGGCAUAAUAAAAAAUAAUUAAAUAGUCCACUCCAAUGUGCAGAGUGUUGAUGAUACAAAAUAAACGUAGGAGUACACUCAAAUAGAAAAAGACAAUGCAAUACUCUGAAACUAAUCGCUUCUCGCUUGCAUUCACUGAUUUAUUGGAGCAAUUGUAAAGUUUUGAAACUCAAUUAUCUCCCCUGAAUAGAGUUUUCAGUGCCUUGUCAUGCAAAUAGCUUGCUUGCAAGGAACGUUUGGAAUUUUUACGAACAUUAUUUUUAGUUUUUAAUUCUUUUAGGAAAUAGACUUGCCUAGAUUUAAUCUUUACGCCCCAAAUAUUAUUUACAUUGGAGUUGCAUCAUAAAUUGUACUUGGAUUCAAACGAUACAAUGUCAAUGACUUUAUAAAAGUAAAAGCAUAUUGUGUAUUGGCCUAUUGGGUACUUUACACUUUUACAGGUUCAUUUAACUUUAACUCCCUCAAGUCUCAAUAGACAAUCGGAUAUGCCAAAUCCAUUGAUAUGACAACUUCAAAAAACUUUUUUUCCAGGGAUACUUUGUUUUCUGCCCUCUAGACUCCCCCUCGCUGCUCUAGUGCUCCACCCCUAGAAUAUAGACCUUACUGGGGUUUGGUGACACUUUGUGUUGCUUCAGUCACCUGCUCACGGCUCACCCCCCUAAAAUUUCUGGCACCACCCCAGUAAAAAAUAUGAAAAUCCAUCUAUGGUUGUAUUUUAUAUGAUACAAAAUCUGGAUUGUGAUGGUUACUUUGUCAAAUAUUAGGGAGAUUUAGAUCAAGGACGCGGACAUCAAAGACGACGUGAAAAUGGCGUCAAAAUGGCGUUGCAUAUCCAUACAUGGGCACAACACGCCAUUUUCACGUCGUCUUUGACGUCCGCGUCCUCGAUCUAAAUCUGCUUAAUAUUGUCAAAUUGCCACAAGAUAACAUCAAUAAGUUCACAUAAAAAGCCACCCACCCACUCAUAAGGUCGAUUCAACGUUAUUUGUGGCAACAUGAAUAUGGACGUGGCUCCUAACAAGUUCUGUUUUUAUACUGAAAGGAAUCUCGCCGACAUUUAUCUCGUUUGGAAAGUCUUGGUGGAUUAGGAAGCUUGGUUAAAGAUAUUUCCAGUCUAGAAGAAAGAUCUGAGAGAGUAAAUUUAUUGGAUAAAGUGGGAGGUUUGUUAUUGUCUUUUUACAGCAGUCAGCAAAGGUUACUUGACACUGGCAUGUAUAAAUUAUUAUCGCAAUUCGCAAGUAUAUAUAUAUAUAUAUAUAUAUAUAUAUAUAUAUAUAUAUAUAUAUAUAUAUAUAUAUAUAUAUAUAUAUAUAUAUAUAUAUAUAUAUAUAUUAUAUAUAUAUAUAUAUAUAUCAUUAUUACAUCAAGUGUAGCCUGCAAACCCAGAUGUCAUUUCCCACGCUCAUUCUUGGCUUGGAAAGUAACGUCUGUGAACCCGAGUAGGAAUUUGAUCUCUGUGAUGUAUGUCUAUUGUCUUAUGUGAAAAUAAGACAAAAACUGUCAAGGGGGCAGGGUGGGGAAUUUAGUGGGCAAGUUGUAAAAAGUGAAUCUGGUAUAGCAUAACUGGGACCUUAAUCACCUCUGCCAAGAUGUUAUGUUUUCAUCUGUGUUUGUAUGUGUCUGUCUGUUUGUCUGUCAGCAUGGUAACUUUUAGAAAUGUUAUAAUAUGAAAAUAAAUAUGUGGGGCUAAUUGGACAUUGCCCAAGGGCAAAUUAGCCUUUCUCACAAAGGCCAAAUUUGCCAUUUUUGGGAUACUUUUUUGAAAACGACAUGAAAAAUCUAGUAAGCAAUAUGAAAACAUUUUUUUUAAUAUUUAACUGUAAAAGUGUAAAUUAACUUAUAAUGAUUAUACUCACAAUUAUAAUACAAAUAUAUAGGGUUAACCUCUCAACUUUCCAUUAGGUCUAUGUGCAUGCAUGGCCUAAGAAUAAAUUUAUGUUAAAUUUAUAGUUAUACAAAUCCCGUAUUCACUGCGUUCAAUCUCAGAUUUGGAAAAGGCAGUAUCCAAAAAAUGGCUGUGUGAGAAAGGCUAAUUGAUUAAACUACGCCAAUUUGAAAUUUAUGUUUUACAUUAUGGCAAUUUAAAAAAGUUAAUGCCGACAGUGGACAUAAUGGACAUUUGUAUCUUGAAAUCCUGGUUAAUCAUUGUUUUACUCUGUCUAAUGCCAGACAAUUUUACUUGUAAAGGGGAGAGUGUUGCCACUCAAUGGGUAAAACAAGAAAUUUUAACAAUUCAAACAUGACUAUAUAUAUUGAAAUUGUCUUAAAUGAGAGGUUCUACCAAGUGUUCUUAUAUGUGGUACGUGUAUUACUUUCUCUGAAGACACAAAUGACUCCUUCCUAUGCACAAUGUAUUUUCUUUGAGCUAAUUUGCUCUGCCUAUUUGGCUAUUUUAUAUCUGCUUGCAUGUAUAUGUAUCUUAAUGUGACAUAAUUACAAUAUAUUACUGGGUAAUCUUAUAGGAGUCAAUUAUCCUUUCUCACGAAGGUCUAAAUCCGCCAUUUUUGGGCACUAUUUUAUAAACAACGUGAAAAAUCUAAGCGAUGUGAAAAUAAUUUUUCAAAUAUUUAAUUAACUGUAAGUCGAUUUAAAAUUAUUAUACUUACAACAGACUAUAGUGUUAUAGUCUAUAGAAAGGUUCAUUUUCACUGCUUCCUACCCCUGUUCUAAAAAGGUUGCCAUCCAAAAAUGGCGGCAUGAGAAAGGCUAAUUAGAUAUAUUACUUUUUAGUUGACAAUUGACCAGAGUUGUAUUACAAUGCAUAUAUUUACAGGUUCUGUUGCCAAAGCAUAUAAUGCUGCAGAUUUUAGUGAAAUAAAUGAAUUAGCUGAUGAUGAAGAGGCAAAUUAUAGAAGAGGGUUAAAAUUUCUUUCACAAGAGAGUAAAGGUAUAUAUAUUAUAUGUGUCCUUGUAGCAUAUUGGACAUUGUGGGUGACAAAGUAAUAAUUACCAACUAAAUUCUUUUUAGUUUCAUCAAGUUCCAGUAAAGAUGAAAAUUAUGAUGAUGAUUACGAUGACAGUAAAACAGGUAUUUAAUUUGAGAUUUUCAUUGCAGAGUGCUACAUUAUGUCACUGACCUCUAGCUUAAUACAGUAAAACAUACAUCCUUGCUGUAGAAAAGCUAAAAGGAAAAUGCUCCACAGACCUCACAAUAUAUUGAAGGUCAAUCUUCAAAAAUUGCAGCAAUUGCAUUAGUGUACUAAAGAUACUGCAAAAUUUAGACUUGAUACAUAUACUUUUCGAAGAGGCGUUUUCUGAUUUUCAUGUAUUAUCUUUAGAUAUUCACAAGGAUUCACUUACAAAAGCAGAGCAAGAUAGAUUGGCAAUGCCUCCACCAAUAAUGGAUAAUGGUGGAAUGAUAAAACAAGAUGGUAGGAAGAUGAAAACAUUUGUUUACAUGGAACAAUUUUCAUUAUAGUGUGCAUUAUAUGUAGUUACAAAAUACAAGUUCUUUAGAACUGAAAUGAUCUGAAUCAACUCACCCAAGGACCAUUUAUAAAGCAUGAACUUUCAUCUGCGGAGCAUUAAGCCAUUUAAGACUGUAUUUUUCAUAUUUGCGUAUAGUGUUUUUGCAUGGAAAAGUUUAAUUCCAGAAAGCAACCCUACCUCCCCCAUGGAGGAAAUUGAAAGUUAACCCCCUACCCCCUCAGAUAUCCUAAUACAAAACAAUUUCUUCUCCUUCCCACCCAGACAGGAGAAAUUUCCUCAAGCAACCUGCUUACAACUUGAGCUGUGCUGGGUGAAACUCGCGUACGUUGUUUACAAGUUUAUAGAUAGUACCAGACCAUUGUUAGUACCAAGCAUGCAGAAAAUUUGAUAUUUUUAAACACGAAAAUCCAAUCAUCUUGUAUUUAAAAUUUCAAAUGUUCCAUUGGUUCAUAAUGUUUGUGUAAAAUAAUUAUUGAGAAAAAAAUAUUGCAAGGUGCAAAAGAUUUCAAGCCCGAUAGGGGACUCGAACCCCUGGCCCUCAGAUUAAAAGUCUGAUGCUCUACCAACUGAGCUAACCGGGCUCGCAUAUCUGAUUGGAUAUAUAAUUCAAUAAUAAUUGGUCAUUAGAGAGUUUAAGCUUCGCGUUAUACCUGUAACGGCAAACGCCAGGCAAAGAAAAAUUUUACGGUAUCAGGAAAUAAUGAGAAAAUAAACUUGCUGUUUUAAAACUGAAAUACAUAAUUAUUCUUUCGACGCAAGAAAGAAAACAUGAAACGAAAACGUUCAACGAAAAUUUUGCCACGAAAUUUCGAUUCUGCCGUUUGCCGUUCCCGGAAACGUGAAGCCGUUAAACUCCCUAUUACUGGACAUUACUAACGUAACGGUGAAAAGCCCGUCAUGACUCAUGGCGUAUAUUAAGGAAACUGUGGGUAUUUUUAAUAUUGAAGUAUCAACCAAGCUAUACUGCAAAUAGUUUGCUGUCUAUACUGGAAAUAGUUUGUUGUGAUAAACAAACAAAAUCACGUUACAAGUUUAUAGUAUCAGACCAUUGUUCGUACUGGACAUACAGAAAAUUUGAAAACAGUAUCCAUGGGACCAAGAACUUUUCGGUUGCAUGGAUCGUUGGGACUGGUUACGAAUACUUAAGUAAAGUGAUUGAUCAUACGGGAAAUGUUCAGCAUGAACCAUGAUCUAUCAAUGUAAAUGUUGAAAAGCUGGCUGACCAUUAUUAGCGAAAGUCCACAGUUGCUCGGACAUUUGUCAGAUCCAAGCAAAAUUGUUAUACAGUAAUCCACACUGAGAACUAGUGUAAAAUAUUUUUGCCCGUUUUUUGUACGCAAAGCAAUGUCAGUUUACUUGCACUUCAAAAGUAUCAGUUUAAUGUGGGUCUCAAUGUCACGGGCUAACUGAAUUUUCCAAUUUCAUUAAAUUGCCGAGAUUUUUUCCUUCUGCGUACACAAAACGGAAUGCUGUCCUUUUUAGUUGUUUCAUAAGUAUAUUUCGCUGAUAAAGGAAACAAUCUCGUAUAUAUCUGCUCUCGAUAGCAAGAAUGUUUUUGACUCGGCCUUUUGUUCUGCGAAAGUAUUCCUGGACCAAUGGAUUUUUUUCGUGGAUUUGAAGAACUGUGGAAGAGGCCAACGAUGUAUUGUGUAUAUAAUGUAGAAGGUUUUUAGAACCACUGAGUAUUUUAACAAAAUACAAAACAAGUGUAACUGCAAAGUCGAUAAUAUUUUUAUUAUUUAUCAGCGUUUCAGUCAUCAUCGACUAUAUUUCGCCAUCAUCAGGAUAAAUCCUGAUAAAUUUCGAGUGGAUUUUUAAUACAUUAUAACAGGUUUUUUUUCAGGAUUUUCUCUUGGGUCCGUUUUUGCAGAGAAGAUUGAGUUUAGCUGAACAGUUGGGGUGGCUGCACCCCCCUUCAAUAAAUGUAGUUGAGACGCAAUGUGUUAAAGCAGGGGCACUAAAGCCCGUUCUCCACUAGGCGAAUUUAUUCGCGCGAACAGAUAAAAAGUAGGAAGCGAUCCUACUUUUUCGCCGCGAAUUUUUUCGCCGACCAAUCACGUUGCCGGAUUUCGGUUUUCGCUUCGCGUCGCGCGAACAAAUUCGCGUAGUGGAGAACGGACUUAAGGGACACUAUAAACUGGUUAAAGAUGACGAAUGCGUAGUUUUUCUUGUGUUGUGAGAUGAAUUCCAGCCAUUUUUCCUUAAUUUUCGGGUUUCCAACUGAAAACUAAUUUCCACACGUCACGAAUUUAACUCAAACAACUUUAUUUUUACUGCACCGAAACUUUGGUGAGAAGAUUGAGUUUCAAAACUCAAUUCAAGAUUGAGUUUUUGGGGCCUUUACGGCCCUAAAAAAUCCCUGGAAAAACCCCUGAUUUAUUAGAUCUAACCAGGAGCAGUUAAUGUUACAGCUAUGACCUCUCUCUGGCAGGAAUCAAUCUUGUGGCCCCUCGUUAGGUUUAAUAAAUGUAUAAAAUUUACACUCGAAAUUUCCAUCUACAAAACCUUCUACAAUUUGUCAUUUAGAGAGUAGAUGCCCAAAUUCCUGUAUAUAAUAUAGAUAUUUUUUCCAGGUGCAUCCGAUACUUCGUUUCUUCCUCAAACAUCAAAUGGUAAAACAGUUCUUGAUCUGUUUCCUGAGUUCCGACCUGGCAAAGUAUUGCGCUUUUCUCGUCUGUUUUGGCCAGCCAAGCCAUCAUCGUUACCUCAGUUAUGGCGGAAUGCUAAGAAAAGACGAAAGAAAAAGAAAAAGCAAGAAGAUCCUACGACUCCAGUAACACCUUCGUUUAAGAUUCAUGAUGAAUAUGAGUCUGAUGAUGAGGUAGAAAAUCUCACGGCCCGUUUUAUUGUCUGGGGACAGGAUGCUAUUGAGGGCUUCUUCCUGAGGAUGGCUCUUUUAUUAGGAAACGGAACAGGGUGGGAACGCUUUUUUUCUUGUGGGAAAUGUGCCCUUAACCGGUUGUUCCCCUCAAACGUCAACUUGUUUCAAUCUACACAUGUGCACAUCAAUGUAUAAUUUAGUCAAAACUAUCGUUGUAAAUAUCAUUGAUAGACUUUAAAGAUAACGCAAAACAGGGUGUCGCGGGCUUAUAUUUCGUUAUUUCAACCAAAUUUGGCUGCAGUAACGAUAGGAUCGGGAUGAAACUCAUUUCGAUGAUGAAAUUAUUGAUAAUGUAAGCGUUGUUAACGCGUUCAUGAUAAUGUAAGCGUUGUUAACGUUUGAUGAUAACGCAAAAUGACGGCAGCUAAUGAGCCAAUACAGUGAUGACUAUCAUUCUCCCUCACAGGACAGAUUAAUGAGACCGAUAGAAAACGAUGGCAAGUCAGAUAGAUCGUCACUGCAGUCACGUGAUGGUUUAGAUAAAGAAGAAGAGAAGAUGUGUGCAUGGCGGCAUGGCCCAGCAGCAUUGUGGUAUGAGAUGCUCGGGGUUAAUGAAGAUGGAACGAACUUGGAUUAUGGUUUUAAGUUGAAAGAACAGGUAUACAGUCAUUUUCGAUCCUUAUCACUAUUUCAUUACCACUACUUUUAAUAUCAACUAUGUUCUUGGGUUUCAUAUAACGUCACGUGGGAGUCAAGAGUCUGUGUCAAGGGUACACACGUAAAAGUCUCACAACUUGUCAAUAAGAUGUGUUCGCAACAGGCUUGUAGCAAGCUUGUCAACAAAUUGUUUAUCAAGUUGCUACAAGGUUGUCACUCACAACUUGUCGACAAGUUGUGGAAUUGCAGGACGAUAACAAGUUGUUAGAACAACUUGUAACAAGUCUGUUGAGCUCAACAACCUUGUAGCAAGUUGUCAACAAGCUGUUGACAACUUGUCAACAAGCUGGGAACAAGCAGUGCGAACACAUCCUGUUGACAAGUUGUUAGAACAGUAUUGCUACAAGUCUGCUGCAGGUUUGUUACAACUUGUGCGUUUUUACGUGUGUAAAGGACGUCUUUUAUAUUGUUUUAUAUUGGCUUUUACAAUAUUCGGAGAACUAAAUAUUUACAUAAGGUGGGUUGACAACCAUUUCGUUUCUUGGUUGUUUUAGUUGACCUCAGUUCAAUGAUUACUCCCCACCUGAGUCAAAUUAUGCUAAAAUAUCACGUGAUUUAACAGGGUUCGUAGCGGUCUUUGAAAUCCUUGAAAGUCUUUAAAUUUGAAUUCAGGUCUUUAAGGUCUUUGAAAAGUCUUUGAAUUGUGUGAAAAAGCGAAGAAAGUCUUUAAAAGUCUUUGAAUUCUUUAGUGAGUAUUUGCUUAUACGAUUUCCUAGCUGAUAAAAUAGAUUGAUUGAAUCAAGAUUUUCGCAAAUAUCGACGAAAAGGUGCAUUUUAACAUGUGAUUUGACGGGACUAAUUAAAAUGUUGCUUACAUUCGUAAUUUUUCGACAGUUGAUUGCUCUCAAAGAUCUUUGAAAAGUCUUUGAAAAUAGGCAGUACAAAGCUUUGAAAGUCUUAGAAUUUUUUUGGUCUUGGAGACUACGAACCCUGUUUAAACCCAUGAAUGGAAGGUACUGUAUGUCGACAUACACUGUUUACUGCUUCGCGGAAGGUGUGAAUAUGCGUUGCUGGUGCCAUACCCUCCCAUUAUUACAGUAUGAUGUAACCAAAGCAUUACGAUUUUUCCACGACUGAGAAACAUGACUAGGAAACAAAUUAACCAUGUUUGCUAUAGUUUGCCCAGGUUUAACAUAUCACUGUUUCAAUUUAAGAUUAAUAUUGAAGAAGAAAAGCCAAACACUGAUGAGAUUGAAGCAGAAAGAAAAUUUCCAUCAGAUGAUUGUUUUCAUUUGGUCGCUAUCAAGAGAUGGGAAGAUGAUAUCAUUUGGUCACCUGAAGAUGUUAAACUUAACCCGCUUUCUGAAGGCAUUGCAGGAUGGAUACCUUCAGCUAAUAUUAGAACGACGUUAGCUUACGCCAACCAGCGUACAGCAGGUUUGUUAUUUUAGACUAUUGCAAGGCCAAUUUUCCACCAGGUGAGUUUGUUCCCGCAUAGCGAACAACAAAUUUCUGCAACUUGGCCAGUCAUCGAAAACCCCCGAAAUGAUUAGAUUUACAAUUUUGAGAACUGUUACGACUUAUAUUUUAAUCGUUCAGUCUCUUAAACAUGAAAUGAUGUAUAUAUCUAUAAUCGUUUAUGUCUAGGCUUAUAUACAGUAAUUAUAUAGUAAUUUACAUAUUCAAAUUCUAACUAACAAUAUAACUCAUGCAUACUAUCGCACAACAAGAACUAGCUUAUGGUCCUUUUUACACGAAGGACAAAUGAAGAGUGGAUAAAAAACUAAUGUUUACACCAGACCGGGUAGAAAGUUUCAGUUUAGUUAUUUUAAAAUUCACAAUGAAGGCUGCUAAUAGUGUUGGCAGUUGUGUAUUUUCAGUAUUAUUACAAAAUUCAGACCCAUCCGAAAAAACUGUGUUCUCAUUCAUCCACUCCGAUCAAAUUCGUCCCAACUAGAUUGUUGUCAUUGUGGCUAAAGUGCGAUUUCAGACCAGUCUGGAUGAUUUUUCAAACUGGCACUAUUUAAACACAAACUUAGCUUAACUAAAUAGUUACCAUUCAUUUAUUUCAAAGCAGGCUCUAAGCUAUGUGGAUUGGAACAAAGUAUCAGUAAAACAAAAGCAGCCAUCAAAGCGAACCAUGCUGCAUUGGCAGAAAAUGUAAAAGAAAAUAAACCAUGGUAUUCUAUAUUUCCUGUUGAUAACCAAGAAUUAAUUUAUGGAAGAUGGGAGGACAAAAUUAUAUGGGAUUCAGAGGUGAGGUGAUUGCUUCAGUUUGUGUACUAAAGGUAUCAGUUUCUUUCUAGGGAACCAUGAAAGCAUCGCUUGAUAUUUAUAUAUACAGCUGCAAAUGGCACAUUGUCGACUUAACACUUCGACUAAUAUAGCAACCUGUUGACAAACACGUAAAUGUCACAGUUCCAUUAGCUCAACUGACUUGCAGAGCAUCAUCGGGCUUUAUAAAGUUGACAUAAUGUCGACAGUCGUGUUCGUAUACUGCACAUUGUCUCUUUUUAGGCCAUGCCAAACAUUCCCGAGCCAGAAAUCAUGGAACUGGAUCCCAAUGAUGAAAACUUGAUUCUUGGAAUUCCAGAAGAUGUUGUUGUAAAUGCUGGUAAAGAGCAAGAGCCAACACGAAGACGGGUAAGAUAGCUGCCUCCUCCGCAGGCUCCUCUAUAUAGAUCAAAUUUAAAUAUCGGUAAUAUAUAGAUCAGCGCCUGCACUGCAAGCCCGAUAAAGACGCACGCCUUUAGGCGCACGCCCGCAACUAAGGACGAGCGCGCAAAGGAAAAUGGGAAGACGAAAAAAACUCCUCCCCUUCCCAUCAUUCCGCGCGUCCCCAUUAAUUUCGUCUUUUCCUAAUUAAUUAUUUGAUAGCAAGCGACUGGGGACGAGGCAGGUAAGAUAGUGUUGUUUCCUGGGACGAGAGCUGGAUAACUUACUUGUUGAAUAAGUUAAUAAUGCAUCCAACAUAACUUAGUCUUCAUAACUUAAGUGAGUAACCAAAUAUAAUUACACCUCCUAAUCCUAUACAUGCUUAGUCCAUAAGACUUCAAGUACAGUGGUUAAAAAGAUGUCUCAGACAGUUGUUUUAUAUACUGCACUUUUCAACCGGUGGAGCGGAUUUCGUAUACAGUAUAGCCUGCGUAACGGCGCUAGGGAGGAUGAGAGAUAGAGAUCAGUGGGAAAACGGGAAGGGCGAAAAAUAAAAAAGCUCUGCCCUUUUCCCUUCGCUCUCGUUCUCUCGCCCUCCCUAGCGCCGCUACGGGCUACGUUCAGUACAACCGCAGUUCUCGUCAUUCUGUCUCAGAUGCUAUUGAUUGUAUUGAAUAACAGUGAACUCACAUAUGAAUGGUUACCACAUUGAUGCAAGUAUAGAUCAUACUCAAACUUGUUUAUUUUAUUGUAGUUAUUUAUGAUUGCAUAUAUUUAUCUAUUCAGGAACCCAAGAAUAAGUCAAAAUUAUUGCUUGGAAAAUCCAAAACGGAAGAUGAAGACGAGGUAUUGUUCGAAAUAACUAUCCAUUUGACUCUGAACGUUUUUUUGGAAAGGACUUUCACUAUAUAUGUAACGAUAUUGUACGGCGAAAAUAGUUGAGAAGUAGCAACUAUGAUUUUCUUAUUUCGCUUUUGCAAGAUAUUAAAGCUAAGUGAAAACUCUUUACUCGGGAGUUUUCCUGAGCUCGUAACGUCAUUAAUGAGACUAAAUUUUACUAACAUGAUUUUUUAGGGGAGGAGAUUUCAUAAUGAAACUCUUAAAGAUCCAUUCAAUAUAUCGAAUGAUAAAUAUUAUAAUCCUAAACACAGUAAGUUUGGAGUUUUUUUCUUGUUAUCUCUAUCAUGAAUACGUUACCACUUGUACUGUUUUACAACUAACUCACCAAGCUGUACUAACUCGAAAGCUUAUCAGAUGAAUAACGCAACCUAGCUCGGUCUCUUCUCGAGACGGACACUAAGUGGGGUGGGGCACGGAGGCAACUGCCCCCCCCCCCCCUAUAAUAUUUGAGAACCUUUGAAUGAUAGAAUUUUCAACAGACGCUUCUGUACUCAUUUUAUUAUGUGUCUGGCAGGUGGCGCCCAAAACUAAUGGUUAUAUGUAUUUUUAUUUGUUAUCGAUCGUCGUUCUCUAUUUGUUUAUUUUAGCCUCAGCUGAGAGUAGUCUGCAAGCUACAAUGGGUACAAACCGUAUACAGGUAUGCACGUUAUUGAAGUGUAAAACAGAAAUUGAUCCACUUGCUAUUUAUAAUCCUCUCAAAAGUUUAUGACCAAGUAAGUUUAUAAUUAAUAUACUUCGAAUUCUCAGCAUUCUACGCCGGCCAUGGAGUUACAACGUCCAUUCUUCCCUACAUUUAACUCGAAAGAAAGCUUAAGACAUUUCCACCGUCCUUUACUAAAGCGAGUCACCCAUGGAAAGUUGUCAGUUCCAGGUCCACAUCCGGUAUCUGGUCUGUUGAAACAUAUCAAGAAGAAAGCGAAGGUAAAACACAUUAUAGUUUAUAGUAAUGCACUGCAAUACUGCAUGAUGUAUAUAUAGAUGCAAGAAUGGGAACAAUAAUUUUUUUGUUUAAAAUUAUAAUACAUAAAACUGUUUUUACAUAAAACUGAUUACAGCAUCAAUACCCCCACGAUCCCACGCGCAGAAACCCAGGAAGGAGUUGAGAAGAUAGUCAAAGGUGUUUGGGCGUGAAUUACCCUUAUAGAGGGAAGGAGAAAAAGCGCUUCAAACGAUAAUAUUUCUUACUCAGUCUUAAAUUAUAACCGUUCCGUGUAGACAUCCUAUAGGUUACACGUUCACCUUUCCAGAAUAGGAGCAGGUGAAACAAAUACUCUGCCACUAUAUAGACUCCAACCUCUCGUACUCAGGGCUUCUGUGCUUGUGUAAGAAGCCCUGGGUACGAGGUUGUAUAAACUCUCAAGUAAACCGCCUGUAACCACCCACUUCACCUCCACCCACUUCACCUCCACCCUGACUCGUACCCAGUCGUCAAUGAAUAUGGAUCAGUGAACUAAGGAGUGUGAUGCAUUCCCACCAUGCACCAUAAUUUUUUCAAUCGUCCUUCAGGGACUGGGUCAGGUCUCCACUUCCAAGUUUUAUGUACACCCAUUUCUGUUAUGGUUUAUUAUAUAAUAGAGAGUAAGAUACUGAAAAAUACACAGUGAGAUAUUUUCCAUAUCUUCACUAGUAAAGAUAGCGAUCACGUGACAAUUUGCUUUCGAGUGCGAAAUUUCACAAUUUUUUGCUUGGGACUAUAUAAUAAACAGAACAUUACACGGUGGCUUGAAGAUAUCACUUGUAUCUUCUCGUGUUAAAAACAAUAUUUUACUCACUCGCUGCGCUCGUUCGUAAAAUAUUGUUUUCCACACUCGAAGAUAAAAGUCAUAUCUUCGCGCCGCCGUGUAAUAUCCUCUAUAUACUUCAUUUUGUUGAAUAUAUUUCAAUGAUUUUCAGGAGCGGCAAAAAGAACGUCUUGCCUCAGGUGGUGGAGAGGUGUUCUUUAUGCGUGACGUCACAGAUCUGACAGGCAUGGAUGGUGAUUUAAUAUUAGCUGAAUAUUGUGAAGAGUAUCCUCCAUUGAUCAUGGCUGUUGGGAUGAAUACGAGAAUUAUUGACUAUUAUAAAAGGGUAGGCUUUCACGUUCAUACUAUUAAUUAAAUCUCUUGAUCUGCACUUAGAGCGUGAAAUUUUGAGCGUCAUCAUUCUUCUACAUUAAAUCUCUAGUCGACACGUUGUUUACAGAGUCACAGACAUGUGUUUCUAAUGAUUACAUGCGUCGUAAUUCAAUCGCAUUAAUUCACUACACCUAUUUCUGGUGCCAUAUUCUUAUGAAAUUGAGAACCUUUUGAAACGCGUUUUAGAAACUUUUUACAAAUUCAAAUUUGAUUCAUGCACUUGAAUAUGUUUCGGCCGAUAUAGACAUGUAUAAUUUUGCUGCAAUGUUUCUUAUUUCACGGCAACUAGGUAUUAUCCUUUUGCAUCGACGCCAUCUUGCUUCAUUUUUAGAACACCCAAAAACUAUAAUAUUCUUUAUUACUGAUUGUAUAUCAAUGAACACGCAAAUCGGAAGAAAGUCAUAAUAAGGGUAGCUGUUACAGGCCAAGAAAAAAUAAAAUAACUGAACAAUUUCACUGCAACAGCCAAGAUAGACUCUGAAAUGAACCAAGAUGGCGCCCAUUGAGACUUAGUGACGUCCUGUACAAGCGAAAAUAGUGUCAAACAUGUUUCGCUUUCUCGUUGAAGUAUAUACAUGAUUGUAAUCCCUGAAGAAAUUGAAUUGAUAACUGAACUUUUCGACACUAGACUAUAUGUCAUAUUUUUAGAAACAUGGGAAAGAUGAAGGUGCACCUAAUUUUGAAUAUGGUGAAACACUUUAUAUUCAUCAAACAUCACCGUUCUUGGGACAACUCAAGCCUGGAGAAUCUUUACAGGUACAGUAGAAAGAUGGAAAUUUUCUAUGCAUUCUAUAACUUGGUUAUUAGAUAGCUUAAGAUCUACGAAGUCGACAUCAUCUAGGACGCCAGGGCAGAGCAAAGGACUGGACGUCGUCCUAAUUAAAUAAACAUCCACUCAAGAUUCACGACUUCGCCUUUUAAACUCUAAAUAUUUACAUCCUUUUGAAAACGAAUUUAAAAGAGACGUGCAUGUGGAUCCAUUACCGUUUGUUAUGCUCUUGUAUCCAAGACGGCCAAACUUGUUGUGAUCUACUUAUUUAAGGUGGCUCGAUAUAGUUAUCAAAAAUUCAGGUGUUCAACACUUUGAAAUGUUCAAACUAUGCAUUUUUAGAAUAUAUUCAGCAGAUAUUGGGUUUUUUAUAUAUUUCGAUAUCUCUACUUUCAAAUUAUAUUAGUUUUAGUAACAGAUAGUUCGUUGCUAUGACGACAUAUGUGUACAAAAUACACUCCAAAAUGGCCUUUCGUCUCGUAUAGUUGGAAAAGAAGCAUGGUGACCCCCAAUUUUUUUUCUUGCAUUAUUGUACUUGGACGAAAAGCUAACAAUUAGCAAAAUAUAAAAAAAUUCUGUAAUGCCAUUUUUUUGGAAAAUGCGAAAAUGUCAUAUUCUUCGGUAAAAUUUUUUUGGCAUUACAGAAUUUUUUUAUUUUUUGUAUAAUGAAAGUUUUUAGCGGUGAAAUACAGCAUGCAAAAUUUGAACAUAGGUCACCAGACAAAAUAAAGAGAUAUAGCGCAUUGUUUUUCUAAAAUGGAAAAUUCAAAUGACGUCAGCAAUUGACAUAAAACGCUAUAUAGAACACGCGAAAUGACGUGAGAUGGCGCAAGCAGCUGCUUAUGUCAGGUCAUUUUGGAAGUUCUGUCAUUUUGUUAAUCAGUUUCCGCGACCUGCGCGUAAAAAUGGUCACCCGGUUUUGAGUUCGCGAUUCUUGAGCAGGGUUUUCGUGAUAACUAUAUCGAGCCACCUUAAGCUUGGUUCACACGAGCGAUUUUGUUGGUGAUUUUAUCUUUCUGACGGACGUGAAUGAAUUAUAUAUUUCUAUAAGUCUUUUUUUGCAUUAGUUAAAUCACAUCCCCCAGGAGGAGAAAAAUCGCCGACAGAGUUGCUAGUGUGAACCAGGCUUUAGGACGACGUCCUAGAGCCAGUCCCCUGCUCAGCCCUGACGUCCUAGCUGACGUCGACGUCGUAGAUCUUAAGCUAUCUAAUAUCAAACGUCAAGAAGAUGUAGAAUGGUAGAAAUCUAUACAUGUGCUAUAAAGGCACAGUUUGAUAAAUAUUUUAUAGGGCUUUCAAAACAAGCCGGCGUCCGCCGUAGCUCCAUAUUUUGGUUAAAUAUUCCUGCAAUGAAGGCAGCCAUAUGUGUUCUAUAUUUUGUGUUACUAGCAUUGUUAUUUGUAACUUAAAAUACAAAAAUAUUUCUCUCACAGGCAUUGGAAAGCAAUUUGUAUCGUGCUCCUAUUUAUGAACAUGCGAUGCCCAGUUCAGAUUUUGUGAUCAUAAAAACAAACAACAGGUAACAUAACAACUGUAUUUAGUCUGAUUUCGGGGAGUGUGGAGACUUUCAGGGGUUGUGACAUUUUGCUAAACCAUCGUAACCUCAAUUAUAAGAUUUAUAAAUUAUGAAGAUUUUGGUAAUUGUACUGGUAGAUAAAUAACUUUUUUCUCUGGGUGCGUGAGAUUUGAAUCGUCCUCCAAUGAACCAACCAUUGGACCAUUUGCAUUAUAGACUAAAUUUUGAUCUAGACAAAAAUUUCAUCACAGCUUGAAAGAGCAUCACAAAAUUAGUAAUAUUCCAAAGUUUCGUUGCAAAAUGUUGUAAAAUGCGGAUAAUGUAGCCAUGCGAAGUUUGCCGUUUUUCAGUCAUUUUGUAUUACGCACUGGGAAUUGACAGCCCAAUCGGGUGUUGGGGCAUCAAUUUCCCGUUUGUAAUACAAAAUGAUUGAAGGUUGCAAAUUUCGCAAGGCUAUAUUAUCCGCAUUUUACAACAUUUCGCAACGAAACUUUGGAAUAUUACUAAUUUUGUGAUGCUCUUUCAAGCUGUGAUGAAAUUUUUGUCUAGAUCAAAAUUUGGUCUAUAAUGCAAAUGGUCCAUUAAAAGACAAUAACUAGUGUCUGGUAUUAUGUGUGUGUGGGAGCUGUAAUUAUCAUGUUUUGAUUUUCAGUUACUAUAUACGUGAAGUGAAAACAAUAUUUUGUGUUGGUCAAGAGUGUCCAAAGUUUGAAGUUCCAGGUCCGAACUCGAAGAAGGCAAACAACCAUGCACGAGAUUUUCUACAGGUCAGGAAGUUUCGCAUAUAUUGAAACCACUGUACUCCAUGUCUUUUUUCAUGGCAAAGUAAAAUAAAUUGAGUUCACUGAGUUCAACCUAUCGAAGAACAACAUUCUGAGACAUCCAUUUCGCUCCUCUUGUGAUAAUGACGUGGGAGUAGCUAUUUAUCAUAAUUCCCAAAUAGAAACCUCUUUGAGAGGCUAACUUGGAGCGAAUCUAUUUAUCUUCCUGCGUGUACAUGCAAUGAAUGUUACCACCUUUCCCAUCUAACGUCGUAGUAAUUUAUCACCAGCAUGUUUCUCCUUUCAGUUUCUUGUUUAAACCAACCUCGUUCCCAGGGCUUCACGGCUGUCUGCGAAGCCAUGGAUUGCGUUUAAAUCAGAUUGAUAUUUUUCGCGAAAAUCCAAUCAUCUUGUAUUUAAAAUCCAAAUGUUCCAUUGUUUCAUGAUAUUUGUGUAAAAUAAUUAUUGAAAAAAAAAUAUUGCAAGGUGCAAAAGAUUUCAAGCCCGAUAGGGGACUCGAACCCCUGGCCCUCAGAUUAAAAGUCUGAUGCUCUACCAGCUGAGCUAACCGGGCUCGCAUAUCUAAUGAGGGUUAAUAUAUCUUGUAAAUGGUUGUCGCUAUUUCGCCUAUUUGCUGGCAACUUUUAUUGUUGGAUGGCAGUUCUUAGAGAAUACACAGAUGACAUCAAAACCAUAUUGAAAUUCAAACGCCUGUUUACAGGAGAUCAUUAUGGGUUAGGAAUUCGCGCGGAACAGUGUAAGUGUGACUGAGUGCGAGUGUGGUCUAGUAAGGCCAGUUACACGUGGCUGGAUUGAAUAGAUUUGGGAAUUAUUUGAUUCGUAUUUGAUUUUCCCUCAUCGUUUGAAACCUUCGCAAAAACAUAAUUGAUUUUCCCGCAUCGUUUGAAACGUUCGCAAAAACAUAAUUCAGUUAUUUUUUAGUGGAAAAAUUAGCGCUCUGACUGGAGAAUUGGACAAUGUGCAAAUUUGAUGCUGUUUAAAUCGCCGCGGUAAUAAUUUCAAAUUUCAAAAAAGCCCAGUUUAUAAGGGAUUCGAAACCCUUGCCCUCAGAUUAAAAGUCUAUUGUUCCACAAGCUGAUCUAACCGGACUCGCAUAACUCAUGGCGUAUAUUAAGGAAACCGUGGGUGUUUUUAAAUUGAAGUGUCAACUAUAGCUAUAGCUAUGCUGGAAAUGCGAGGGGCCUUCGCUUGUCGAAAUUCUCCUUAUGUAUAUUCAGGUAGUGCAUCCCCACCAAGGAAAGCGUGUUAAUAUACUGCAAAUACUAGAUUAAACUGCCAAAUCAUGUCUUUAAACUGAGCUUUUAUUUUCAGGUAUUUAUCUACAGAUUAUUUUGGAAAAGUCCUGAUAAUCCUAGACGUAUCAAAAUGGAUGAUAUUAAGAGAGCAUUUCCUCAUCAUUCUGAAAGCAGUAUCAGAAAACGUCUCAAAUUAUGUGCUGAUUUUAAAAGAACUGGUAAUGUCUUUAAUUGUGUUCACAGUAAUUAUAAUCUUACAAAUAUGGGUGGUUCAGUAGAAAUAUGCCCAGAAGCUGCUAUUAGAUCAGAAAACUGAUCAAUGUGCGGAGUCUAAUUAACUACGAUUGCAAGAAAUUGAAUAAUGAAUUUCCAUCCGGUUGGAACUUAGUCAACAAAUUUUCCGAGAAAACAUCAACCAAAAGUCUGUCGCGACGUUUUCCUCUGUCUUCUAUAAAACGUUUAUGGAAUAAAUGCAAAUGGAUACGAGGAUAGGAAAAGAUAGAGAGUAACCCAAUGUCUUCUGUGUGUAGGUGUUGAUUGUAAUUGGUGGGUUCUUAAGAAUGAUUUUCGUCUACCAUCUGAAGAUGAAAUGAGAGCUUUAGUCACUCCAGAACAGUGUUGUGGUUAUCUCAGUAUGCAAGCGGCGGAACAGAGAUUGAAGGUGGGCAGGCUUCUUUUAUAUAUAUUUUUUUAUUAUUAUUAUCUUUGUUAGGGUCAGUUAAAUUACAUUUACAAUCUGAAUAUGAAAAUAUUUAAACAUAACAAAAACUUAAACAAAAUAAGAACCCUAAAUGGGCAAGGUAAAAACAAGACUCGAAGAACCAUGUAAGUAUGCCCAAACUAAAUUCUAUAUUUUAACUAUAGAUUCAUGUCUCGCUGUUUAUGGGUUCCCUAUCCGUUUACGGGUUCCCUAUCCCUAAACAGCGAGACAUGAAUUUAAAACAUUCUAGUACCUUUACGGACGUUUCCCUAUGUCUGAGCAAGCGAGAGAGCUUCAAAGGGCGAACACACGGUCAGCGGGAGAAAUGUGGGAAAUUUUCCUUCAGCCCGGAUGUUCGCCCCUUAAUCCUCUCGCUCACUUGGAGAAGCUGUGGAGAAGGUUGGGCAUUCCUUAUUUUUUCAUUUGUAGUGUAGGCUUGGUAACGCAGUUGCAAGCUAAAUACAACUUUGAUUAAAAUUGGUGAGACAUGAAAGUCUCAAAGUCAGUUAAUUUUACAAAUGACUUACUCAACCUUGACUCCAGGCUUAGAGGAGAAAGCCUGGGAACGAGGUUGUUGCUGACUUGGUAUACGUCACGUUGUAUGCAGUCUUCGUGUAUUAGGCGUUCAAUGUCAGUGGUGGGCUUCUAAAUCGGUUGUGUCAUUAAUUAAUUUACUAUUUUCAGGAUGCAGGUUAUGGUGAGAAGAACAUGUGUGCAAGUGACGAUGAUAAUGAAGAAGAAAAUCAAAAGAUAGAUGACGAGGUAAGUAAAAAUCUGAACAGCAUCUGAGGAAUUUCAAAAGUAUAGUCAAAACAUUUGAUGGCAAUUCCAUAUAUCUUGUAUGAGUUAUCUUUCGAGUACCAUUUAAAUAUCUGCCCGAUUACAAAAACCAUCCUUUAUCUCCUCAAUAGUUUUGGCGAAUGAUUAAAUUAUUACUACCUGGAACUGAUCUUACAAAUACAUAUUUUAUUAUCCAGUUCGGUUACAUUUAUGCCCAAUACGUAUGUAAUAUGUCCAUGCAUUGCAGUGAUGAAAUGUCUAGUGGUGAUAUGUAUGUCUUUCUGUGCAUCGGACUACAGAAAUGUCCAAUAUACACCUAAUAGUGUGCCUGAGGUAAUUUCAUUUCGAGACCUCAUAUGGAUAUGGGAUUCCUGAAUAUGGUCAGUAGAAAGUGUCCAUUCGAUGGACGUUCUGUUAGAUCAAGUGAUGCCAUUUUCUCACACACUAAUCCACAUAGGGUAACUUUCUCACAUAGACCAUUGCUGUACGUUUUGACAAACAUUUGUGUUGUAAAUACAUAGUUAUAUGGUUAAACACAGACUGAGAUAUUUUCAGUUCAUUUAUUAUUACAUAAUUUAUAUUUAGGUUCGAACUGCACCAUGGAAUACAACACGUGCAUUUAUAUCUGCAAUGCGAGGCAAGUGUCAACUAGCGGUCAGCGGUCCUGCUGAUCCAACCGGAUGUGGUGAAGGAUUUUCAUACGUGAGAGUUCCAAAUAAACCAAUUGCAUCAAAGGUAACCCUAGCUGGUAGACAUAACUCACAUUCCCUAAUUCACAUUUCAUACCUUUUAGCCAAGCGAUAUACUGAACUUUAACUGUUCUAAUUAUACGUUCUCGGAAUAUGAGUCCGUGAUGUGCGAUAUUUUACCAGGACAAUAAAAACAUGACGGUUUAGAAUAUAUCCUUCCGGAAAUGCAUCAUCUUGGCUAUAGAGCCUCGUUUUCGUUAUUGGCUGACAACCUAGCAUAUUACAUGCAAAGACUCUAAAGUCAAGGUCUGAAACACGAAAGCGAGACUCUAAAUUGAUCAUUUUCAGCAUUAGUGUAAUCCAAGCAAUGAGAAAAGAAAAGUUUAACAAAUCCUGAGUGUGUCGUGCGCUGGUGCAGGGCUUUCAGAGUCCGUAAUUAAGAAACCAUGAGUAGCUUCUUACGAUUCCUGGUUAUUGGAUAAAGUGAAAAAUGCAACACGAAUUUAAUAAUGCAUGCAUAUACAGACAUUAUAUUUUAAAGAAAGAAACCGGUGAUAAAGCUCGCGUGCCACUUGCCAGAGCUCCAGCGGCCAACGGCUAUUUCUGAAAGUAACUCGAACGGUCUGUGCCAGCAUAGGGCUCAAAACGUCCAAGUUUUACUUGAAUUUUUCAUGGAGUUGAAUCAUUCCGCAGCUUUUUGGUAUUUGUGAAAGCUCUGUUGGUGAAUCCAACAUGUUUAAAGGCCCGUUUACAUUUGUAAUCUUUAACGCGUUUUCUAGUGCGAUUUUCCUCUUCUGAUGGAUGUGAACGAGUAAAUAAGUUGUGAAUGUUCAGAGUAUAUGAACCCUCAUUUAAACGUUCUCAACUUAUCCACUCGUUCACAUACAUCAGGAGAAGAAAAUCGCACCUAAAAUUGCAGCAGAAAUUGCAAGUAUAAACGGGCCUUAAGAAUCCGUUAGCAAGUGAAAUGAUCAGUUCCUGUUUCGUGUCAAGGAUGAAAACAGUGCUCAGAGUGCGUCAGUAAGGAAACAAAAGACUGUGACAGGAACUGACGCAGAUUUACGACGUUUGUCGUUGAAAGACGCCAGGAAAGUUCUCAGAAACUUUGGAAUACCUGAAGAAGAGGUGGGCUUUAGUUUAUUUUAUUCUUGUAAUCGUCAUAUUUGUCGGUUCAUAUAACAAUUUUUUAUGGUAUAUGGUUUAUGGCAAUUAAAAUUAAUGAUUAUAACAUUUGCCAAAAGCGAUAGUUUAGAAAUCUCUUAUGAGUAAUGAGAUUAGAAGAGUGUUAUGAUCAGAGCCGUGCCGAGCGCUAUCUGGUUGGGGGGGGGGGGAUUAAAAAAUUUGGGGCCCUUCCUUUCGGGGGCACCCUUCAAAAAAACUUUUCUGGAAAGCAAAAUUUUUCCGUAAAAUGUUGGUGGAGGGGGGAGGUCGACGUUGUUUUCCGAAAACAAAACGUUCCAAAUUUUUUUUCCAAAUGGAUAAUGGGAGUUUAAAAAUACUUUUUCAAACCUUUUUCGACCUCAAUUUUUCAAAAAAUUUAUUAUUUAACACGUUCGGCAAUUCCAGCAUUCCUCUGGGCAAGUUGGGCCCCCUUUCUAUAUGUAUUAUAGCGGAUUGUGCAUUAUAUUGGUUUACCAUUUUUGUCACGUUUUUGCAGAUAAAGAAGUUAUCGAGAUGGGAAGUUAUUGAUGUUGUAAGAACACGAUCGACUCAAGCUGCAAAAUCAGGAGAAGAACGUUAGUAUUUUAUUUUGAUGAGGUUAUUUGUAUAGAUAAUAGUAUGGUUUCGAGUGCAAUUUGGAAAAAACGUGCACGAGUGAGUUUUUCGAAUUUAGACUAUCAAAAUUGCACGAGUCCGAAGGACGAGUGCAAUUUGAAGUCUUUGAAAAACUCACGAGCGUAUGUUUUUUUCAAAUUGCACAAGAAACCAUACCUAUUACUUAUUAAUAAUAUACAUGAAAAAAUUAUACACUCACGUACGUAAGUCACAUCUAGAAAUUAAGAAAAUUAAGAAAUUUGAAAAAUAACAAAUUAAGAAAAUUAAGAAAUUUGCACUCUAUUUCAUUUUUUGGCAAAUUGCAUUGUUCUUAGCCAAUCAGCAUUGAGAGAUUUUUCAUGCAUAUUAUUAGUUGUAGAAGUAAUACUGCAUGCAUGGGAAUAUGGGAUCUCUCUCCCCACUAAGGUUUCUCACGCCUUUAUAAGUUAGAGUUAUAAACCGAGUAGGAGGUUUAUAACUGAUAUAUUGCCCCCGAAGACGCGUAGCGUCCGAGGGCAAUAUAUCAGUUAUAAACCGACUUUCGAGGUUUAUAACUAACUUAUAUCAUAUUUGUGGAGGUUUUCUAACAUAUUUUGUCAUUUUCAAAAAAUUUUAAUGAAAAAUUCUCGCGUUUUGUCUACAAGUUUAAUCUAAUCAUUUAUUCAAGGCCUAUAAGCUAGUUAUAAACCUCGGACGAACAAAGAAAACCGACACAAAUGUGAUAUAAGAAGUAGUAAUUACUUACUGGAUGCGUUACUCGCAUACUUACGUUCCCGAGGCAUUCCUGUUAUUAUCAUACUUACAUUUUGUUGAUACCAUUUGUCCAGCCAACUUUCCAAAGUAUUCAAUACUGUAAUUAAGUUGGUAUAUAUGUAUAACUCUGACAUAUCUUGGUAUGAUACGUGCAUGAUUAGACUAAUGGGAUCAAGGAAUGUUGGAGUGAACGGCAUGUGUUUGUGCUUGUUCUAACUCGUAGUUACUGAAUGAAUAUACCUUUUAAAAAACCAUGAUUUACAGUAUGUACUUUAUGUUACACCUCAAGUCUUAAGUUUGUAGCAGUUCAAGUACGCAGCAAUAAUCAUUGGAAUACCGCAGUCGGGUCCAACUAAAAAUGAUUUAUUAGAACCAGGAGCAGCUGUGAAAAAUGCAACUAUACGUCCUCUGGCAGGAAUUGAACCUGCGGCCCUGCGAUUCCGGUGCAUCGCUCUAACCAACUGAGCUACACAUGCCAGUUGUCGAACUUUAACCACAAGUUCAUGUAUAAGUAUACUGGGAUACUUCCAUUUUAAGGUAUGGGUAAAUAUCAACAUUUUGUUGGCAUUUCACUCGAUUCAAUAAUAAUAGUUGAUUGGUUUUGUGGAUGGAAAUUAUGGAGGGAGUGUAAAUUUUAAAUCCACAAAUUUUAUCUCCAGGAACAAAAACACUUCAUUUUGUUUCUGUUAAUUAUCGUUGUUUACUUCACAAGGUAUGAGCAAGUUUGCCAGAGGAUCACGGUUUUCUAUUGCUGAACAUCAAGAAAGAUAUAAAGAAGAGUGUCAGAGGAUAUUUGAACUACAGAACGGGUAAACAAAAUUUUGUGAAUGAAUAUUAAGAUUUUGAGCAUCUCAGUCGAUAUAACUAAUUGUUGAAGAGAUUUGUAUAGAUGGAAAUUUUCGAGUGGAAUUUUGAUACAUUUAUUAGCCCUGACCAGGAGCAGUUGUGGAAAAUGCAACUAUCAGUCCUCUGGCAGGAAUCAAACCUGCUGCCCUCCGGUGCAGUGCUCUAACCAACUGAGCUACAGAGAGACAUUUGUCGAGCUUUAACCACAAGUGUAAAUACUAAGGUGAUUUUAAUGUACAAUCACUGCGCCUGGCUUUUGCGAAUGAUACCGUCCGUGUGAUAUGAUUCUUCUUUGACGGAUGAUUUGUCUCUAGUAUAAUAUUGGGCCGUUCUUAGCAAUGUGAUGAAAUUGCAGUAUCAAUUUAUAUUGUUCAUUUAGGGUGUUAUCCUCGACUGAAGUUUUGUCAACUGACGAAGAAAGCAGUAGUGAUGAAGACAGUGAUUAUGAUGAGUUAGGAAAGAAUCUGGAGAGCAUGUUAUCUAAUAAAAAAUCAUCUUCUCAGGUAUUUCAUGACUUUCCUCACCUAUAUGUUGCUGAGUACUGUUAUUUUCUGCAAAUUCUCGUGUUUGGCAUUUUUGCUGAAAAGUUAUACUGUAGAAUCUGUUAAGAACAGGAAGUCACUACCGUGUUGGUGGUUUGAUAUGUGAUAAAAAUCAUGUUCAUUUACAUAAACGUUUAUAUACUGUAGAGCUCUGAUUUUCUUGGACAACCAUAGACAACGUUGAUUUUUAAAAUUACUCCGCCAAUGAACUCAUAAUAUCUUAUGUUUUCACUCGCAGUCCUUGCUUUAUCAGAUACAAGAGACUCGGCUGUCGCCUCGUGUUUUAUAAAGCACCCUUGUUUUAAAUAGUACAUGAAUUACAAGAAAAGAAAACAACAUUUUCCCAAAAUUAAAAAGAAGAUAAAAUAUAGGGGGUGGAUGUCAAUUGGGGGAUGUCAAUAGACAACUUGCAUGUUGGACUAAUUUUUGAUUUGGGCAAAAAAAGUAAAUUCCCGUAUUAAAAAGAACUUAUUAAAAUCAGUAAAAUUGCAAAAUUUGGUUACGAAAUGUUGUAAAAUACAGAAAAUAUAGCCUUGCGAAGUUUGCAUAUUUUCAGUAUAUAUGUUUGUAUCACGUGCGGAAAUUGUUACCAUUUUUGAGCCGAAAAUGGUAACAAUUUCUGCACGUAAUACAAAUAUACUGAAAAUAUGCAAACUUCACAAGGCUAUAUUUUCUGCAUUUUACAAAAUUUCGCAACCAAAUUUUGAAAUUUUACUAAUUUCAUUAUUUUCUUUUUAACUGUUGUGUUUUAUUCCCUUCUCUUUACUUAGAUUAAAAUUUAGUCCAUAAACAUGCAAGUUGUCCAUUGAGACUCACAGUUCUGUUUCUUUAAAUAAAUAAUAAAAUAUUUAUUUUUUAUUCUAGUUAACUCACGAACAAGAAGAAGUUGAAAGACUGGAACUUCAACGACUGUUUGCAAAUGAAGACAGUAAAGAUAAUGUUAGUUUCUUUACAUUGUCUAAAUUUAUAGAUUCGCAAUUAAAUCUAAAUGAGAAUUAUAUUAGUUCUUCCUGUGAUAUUUUUGCUAAGUGUAGUUUAUUUUCCACGAUUUGUACUAUUAGUAAUUGUUUUCUCAUUUUAUAGAGUGAUUCAAAAGGAUCUUCAGGUACGUUUUUUCUUUUGUGUCAUUUAAAACCAAGGUGAAUAAAGCCGGCAAAAGAGUAUAUCCCUAUAAUAUCAUAGUCUAUCAAGAGGUAUACCUCCCGACAUUUUGGUCUGCCUGCUUUUAAUCCAUAGACGUAUUUUCAGAUUUUGCUCUGGACGUGUCGAAAAUCCAGGGGAAAGCGAGCGAGGGGACACGUAACGCCGCCGAUCAGGGUCUGGGGCACAAUCUCUAGUGCAUGGGGACAGGGUUGCGGGUUGGGGGGGGGGGGGGGGGGAAGCCCCCAGAAAAAAUGAAAUUUUGAGAUUUUUGGUUUCAUUUAGUUCAAAAUCCCUGUUUUUAGUUCUAUUCAGUUCAAAAUCCUUAAUUUAAUCAUACUACUGCCAUUUAAUUCAACGAGCAUUUAAAUUUCUGAGGGGGUGCAGAUUUCUCUAGGUGGGGUGGGAAAACGUUCUGGGGAGGGGGUUGCAAAAUGAUUUUUUUGCGGUGGAAGUGCACCCCCAGAAAAUCCUUUAAUCUGUCUGUCUCUUUGCAUGUCCGCAGCACGCAGGAUAGUCCUCAAGGGACAAGUGAAAAUGCCUUCUGUGUGUCUAGCAUGACAGUUUAAUGAACGUUCUUGGCGUGUCCACGCUAAAACGGAAUAUUUAAAAAAGAGUAUAGGUUACCGAGGUGCCAACAAUUUACCAGUUGAAAUUAGAAACUCUGAGAGCUUGGCAAGUUUCAUUCUACGUGUAACCAGCUAAAUAGAAUUUCAAUUCUAAUACACUUUCUAGUUCUGUAAUUUCAAUUUAUAUGCAAUCAAUUUACAUUGAUCGUUUAACUAAAUAACGUAGUUUUGCUGUGCACCGAGACUUAUUUCAAUCAAUACAUCAAAAUAAUCCCGCCUCGCAUUUCGUCCCGGCAAAAUGGGAUCAUGUAACCAGCCCGGAUAAGAAACACUUUCAAACCUAAAAUCCUAUAGCUAAGAUCGUGCGUGACUCCCAAUGGUUGCUCGCACCCCCGUGGGCGAAGCGUAUUUUGGAAAGCGUCCACUAUAAGAUCUAUAUGGCGUAAUCGCACGUUUUUGGAGAAUGAUAUUAGAGACCUUAUGAUUUUAGGACGGCAACGCGACGGCAACGGCUACCAAUACAAUAGAUCAUUGAAAAUAAUUGAGCAAUUACAAUAUAUGAAUAAUUUAGACAUUGUCCUCGAUCUGUUUACAACGCUAAAUCACAGAUUUUCACGUCUUGAUACAACGGCUGCAUUCUAAGCCGCAACAAGUGCAAUUUCAAACUGGGUUUAGCAGAGCUCUUCCCAACCAUAAAACCCAUGUCUUCAACUUCUAAAACUGUAUUAAAUUCAUACGAUUGAUAAUAUACCACGAACUAUCUUUACUACCAGUUAUUUGAAGCAGUUUGUUUUGGCCGUCGCGGUCGCGUUGCCGUCCUAAAAUCGUAAGGUUUCUAAUCAUCUUUCAAUACGUAUACCGAUAACAAUCUUUGGCUGUAGUGUUCUAGAGUUCAGGAGAGUUCGUUUGUUCAACAGAAGAUUGCAACUGACUGAGCUGGGGAAAUUUUCGAGGAUCUGUUUCAGGGUAGCGGCACUUAAACAAAAUUUGCUGUAUUUGCAAUUUCGCAUACUCUCUAUUGCGUUCAUCUUUAAUGCUGGUUAAGCUGUGUCCAACCAAUUCUCCAAACAACAUUUCGGGAUUCUUUCCUUUACAAUACUCCAUACUUUUCAUAAUAACCUCAUUUUCAUGUGUUGGUUUCCAUAGUCGUUUUGAUUUCGUUACUGGUCCCUGAUUGUUCACAUUGCAAGUAUAUUCAAACUCGGAUUGCUCGCCAUCAGCAUCGGGUGUUUCCUCCAUAUUGAGUUUUCGUUUAGGCAAAGUAGCCAUAGUCUCUCUGGGUUGAAAAUGAUUGUUCAAAAACAUCAGUUGAUCAUAAUACUGCCAGGAAGGUGUGUUUUCUUCAAUAGCUCCGAGGUCAUUUCUUUUCUUCCAAAGUGUUCUAUGGUAUGUCCUCAGACCAUUCAUUUUCUUCUUUAAAUCUCCAACUGUAUAGAAAAUGUACAAGUUACUAAUUGCUCCUUCAAAACAAUACACGCAACGCAAGCUAUGACGAUUGAUCAGAUCGCGUGCUGGGCACAGAGAAUAUUUCCCGCCUAAGCAACUCAAAAGAACACUUCAUUGUCAGCAUAAGUAAGUUUACAAGUCCCCAAGAAUAUAUUGUACGAAUUAUCAUAAAUUACUAAAAGUGCUUUUCUCAUGCAGUUAUAUUUUGAGAUAUAAUAUUUUCUGUUCUCGAGAAUUCGUCAUGUUUCUAUAUAUUGCAUGUCAGUGAUGAAUUGAGUCACAGUGCCAGUGCCUGGAGGGCCUGGAGACAUUGAGUAUUCCUUGACCCUAUAGUUUUUUAAUGCAUUUCAGUCUUUUCUCGUGUUGAAUCCUAACUGGGAAACCCUGUGAAACUUCUGAAACCAAAAGUAUUCUCGUAUAUAGAAUUGCAUGGAAAAAUUAUUUGCUUUUUUGCUGCUACCUUUUCAUGGCUUGAGAUAUUAUCUUCUAAUGUAUAGGUUUGUUCGAAUCAUGGCUGAUGUUUACAAUAUCAAGAAAAUUGCCUGACCUUGUGUUGCUGAACUCGGCAUAUAUAGUGUUAUCGUGAUAACGUCACGGUAUAUAAUUACAUGUAUACUACAAAACCAUCCGAAGUCAAAAGAAAAUAUUGACAAUUGUAAUGAAAUUUUGCCUGACAGCAUAUGCUUUAGAAACGUAAGUCGUAAGUGGCAGAUCAUGAAGGGGAACUACUUUGUUUUACACACAAAAGGUUGUAUACUUUGUCGCCAAAUUGAUGACGCAAUCAGUGCUUUUGAUGAAUUUUUAGGAUUCUAAAAGGAGUAUAGUCAGAAAAAUGUUUGUUUAAUAAAUACCAAACUAAGAGAAGAACUCAACAGGCAAUCUUUGAAAUGAAUUUUUCCUUUUACAAGACCACAUUGAAAGUGUUGGUUUGGUUUUGAACUCUUAAAAAAGGCUAUAAUGUACGUAUAUUCUUCGUUGAAGGAUCGAACUAAUAAAAAAUAUCAAAAGAUCUCUGACGUUUCGAGUGAAGACUCUAGAAAUGUUCAGACACUGAUUUAGAUCUUCAACCAUGCUCGUGAGUAUUGUUCAUUUCUACACUGAAACCCUACACUCAUGCAUUAUAGUCCCCUGCCUGCACUAUAAAGCCCGCUGUGAUUCAGGCUAACUUUUCUACCACUUCUUUAGACUCUCGGACGUAAUAAUAUAUCCAUAUACGCGAGAGUUGAUCCUAUUCUAUGUAUUACGAACCACCCGAAAUCAAUGUAGCUUUAUACAUGUGUGAUGUGGUUGUUAUAGAGGCAAUUAUAUAGGAAUUGGGCAUUACUAGUAAGUCUUGGAGGUUGGGUGUAUACGUAUAGCCUAAUGUCAUCAUGAGAUUACUCCAGGCCUAUAUAUACAUAAUACACAUUAUGAAAGUAUUAAGAUUUAAGACUUAUAUACUAAUAUAAAAUUAUAUGCAGAUCAGUAGAUGAGCAGAUCCAAGUCACUGAGCCAGUUCUGUGGUGAAUUGUGGUGAAUAUAAUUGCGUACUUGAGUCACAAUUAAUGCGCAUUAAAAGAUGUUUUAGUAAUUUAGAAAGGAUUCGAACCUUUGGAAUACCAGUCAGGUGCUUUACCGCUCUACGCUUCUUUCUGCCAACCCAGCGAGAUUUUCAGUAGCCAUAUAGACAACAUAGCCAUAGCAAGUAAAUUAUUUCCAUGAUAAUUUGUAUACUAGCCAAAACGUUACUAUACAGAGUGUAUUACAGACUAUUCAGUAAUUAAACACCUCUACUCUCUAUAGGAGUGUAUUAGGGCCUAUUAUAUCUUACCAGUUAUUAGACGUUCUUCAGGACUGGUGACAUUCUCAUUGAGUGCAGCCACAAUUCUUUUUUCAACAUUGAGUCUUUUGUCAAACUUUGAGUAUUCUUCAUGAGACGUAUCAUAUAGACAAGGCUCUCUUGCCCAUUCUGAUAUAAGUAAUUCCACUUGUCUGUCGCUCCAUUUAUACUUACUCUCAUUACACGUUGUUUUUAUUUUAACAUCUUCGAAGACAGCCGUCGGUUCAAUCGCUUUAUCACCUGACAUUUUGAUUUCUAAAGCUUAAACUCGAAUCAAAGUUCCUUUGAUCAAAGUAUACUUUGCAGUGUGUUUACACUAUCACACACAAUAAACAAAUACUGCGGCUUCUUUGAACUUUCUUGAUCAGUUUAAAAUAUGCACUUAUUUGGUCAAAGAAACUUUGAUACUGAAAGGCUCGUGAAAGAAAUCUUUGAGAUUUUUACGUUGAUAUAAGUAAUAUAUUCUUCGGCUUCUGAGUAGCUCGUAUAUUAAAUAUCAUGCAUAAGACAACGAAAGGUUUCUCUUAUAUAUGAAUACUGUUAUGAUAGAUAUAAGCUAUAAGCGUUAAGCUAAGUAAGCUAUAUAAGCGUAUUCUAAAAAUUAAUGCCCAUUCCCCGCCUAUAGUUCAUCACUUGAAAGUAUAUUGCCUGGUCACUAAGCAAGUAAAAUUUGUGUAUUAAACUACUUUGUAAAACUGCUGAUAAAACGUGUUCAUGCUCCAUUUGUACUUAUCCGGCACAAUGUUCAGUUGGCAAACUCGCUAUUGUAGUUGUAGUCUUACGGCUGAUUUCCACUGUUGCGUUUUUUUGCACGCACGUAUACGCACGUAAAACUUUGAAUUCUUCUAUUUUUUAAAUAUUUUACAAAUAAGUUAACAAAUGCAUCCUAAAACUUGCGGAACACUAAAUUCUGUUACUUUAUUUAUUUGGUUAUUUCAUAAGUAACAUUUAAACGGAUUUAAAGUUUUACGUGCGUAUACGUACGUAUGAAAAACGCAACAGUAGAAAUCAGCCUUUAGCAAAGAUUCAUUGAACAAAGAACCUCGCAAAGUCCAGUUCAAUUUAUGAAUGCAAAUUGUUUAACAGCUAGUGUAUUGUAAAAUUUGUGUAUUGUUAAACUACUUUGUAAAACUGCUGAUAAAACGUGUUCAGGCUCCAUUUGUACAAAUAAAUGUAUGAAUGCAAAUUGUUUAACAGUGUAUUGUUUUCUUGUCAAAGUUUCAUUAUGAGAGGUGACGCCAAACUGUUCAAGGAAACUUUGAUAAUGUAAAGCAACGUUAUUAGUAAUAAGUUGCAGUGCCAACGAAUGUGCGAGUUCAUUUGCUUGCGCCGAGUUAACUUGAUGAAGGCUCUUUUUCACUCGUCGCAUGCUGCAAGAGUCAACUCGCAAGGUCGCUGCGAGUGCUUUCAUCCAAUCACAAUGCUCAACAGUUUAGUUUAAUUAGAUGCAAGUGCUUAUAGCGAGCUUGCGAGUUGAUUUUUGCGAUGAGUGGACUAAGAGAUCGUCAUAAUCGGAAGAGACUAUAUCAAAGCCCUUUGUCAAUGAAUGUUUCAUUACUAGAGACAAAGGAUAUCAAAGUUCUUUGAAAGGCACAAUUUUUUUUAUGUGAUUACAGAAACCUUUAGUUUAAAAUGUAAAUUAGAUAGACUAUAUUGGAGUAGAUGGGUAAUCCAAUUGAAGCUAAAUAUACACUUUUUAUAUCGUCACUAUACUUGGAGUAUCCUCCAUUAUUCAGUUUCAGCCAAGUGAAGUGCAGGAAAAAACUUUCAAAGACUAUAGCAAUCGUCUAGCUUAGCUCAUGCUCGAUUUGAUCAAAAUGUUGGGUGAGAAGGGCACUCCCCCCCCACCCCGCAGGACGUCCCUGGUCACAUGUCUGCAUAAAUGGCGUGUACUAUAUGUUAAUUGUGACAUUUGCAUAUUUUGUAGAUAAAGUUGGGAAGGAAGGUAAAAAUGGAGAUGAUGAUGAUACAACAUCUGUGAUGAGUUUUGAAUCGUCUGUGGUAAGAUGUUUAAUACCAUGUUACCGUGCUGUUAGGUUGCAUUGUUUUAUAUUCGUACUUCGUAUUAUAUACGUCAAGUGGCUAAAACAAGAUUGUGUUUUUGAGCCGCUCUUGCGGGGUAAUAACGAAACCAGUUAUUUCCACGUAAUACUGUUAAUUAAAGUUACCAGACUGUGAUUGCGUCAACUAGUUGUACCAUGGAUUAUUAAUAGACUAUCAUAAUCCAUGGUUGUACUUUUUAAAAAGCAGAAGAAGAAAACUUCACACCAUGCAUGUGCAAUCGCGUGCAAAAAGUGAGAAAGGACUCCUUAUUGAUAUUUGUAGUGGACGGAUAUUGGUAACAAUAAAGAAUAAAAACUUUAAUAACAAUAAAAUUAUCAUAGGUGUACGGGAGGGAAAAAUUAAGGGGGCAGAAAGGUAAAAUAUUGUUCUGUCUUUGCCUCACAGCCUCGUCUUCAUGCGCUUUCUCACCAGCUCUUUAUCUUAUAUUUUUUUAGGCAGGACGACGUCUGUUAAUACAGCGAACAUUUAAAGAUGAAGAAGGAAGACAGUAUACACGUACAGAAGUUGUUAAAAAUCAGCCUGUCAUUGAUGCGUAUCUCAAAUAUAUUACCAAGGAUAAAAACUACAGGUAUAAAUAUAACCCAGUAAAUGUAAUACCUUGUGAAACGCAUUAAUAAUUCAUGAAGAAAUCAUGAGCGUGAAGGAGUUUGUAUAUAUCUGAUAUAAAUCAUGCUGAUUUACAUAAACUUUUAAGUUUAAUUGCUGAUUUACAUAAACUUUUAAGUUCAAUUUUCUCACCAAAUAUCAUUAAUUUAUUUUAUAUUGUUAAAGAAUACGAAUGUUCUCAUGAAGACGUUAUAUCCGUGAUAGACGCGUAUAUCCGAUAGAACAAGGCCGCUCAUAUUGUAAAUAGUACUUCAAAUACUUAUCUUCAUGUAUACAUUUUCAUUCAAGGGAAAACUUUGCGAGUCAAGACGAAGUUCACAAAGAAGAAAUUCGACGAGAAAGACGAAGGUUUGUAUUUAGUGUAACAUUAGGUAUAAUAGGUUUAGGUCAAGACUGUAUGUCCAUGACCCAGACCAUGCACUGAGUGUCUAACAUCGCUGAAGUAUAACAAGUGGUAGUGAAUCGUGCAUGUUUUUACAAUUCACAAUGAAGCAGAUAAACAUGGUAUAAAUUGGAGUCAUAGAAAGAAUAGAAUAUUAAGUGCUUCUUGAUACGAAUAGUAUCUCCACUUUUUUCGUGCGUUCUUGCCAAGCUGCGAAACGAGUUGUGGACAUUUUUGUGUUUCAGAAUCCAAGAACAACUACGAAGAAUCAAACGUAACCAGGAGAAAGAAAGAGAGAAGGCACUUCAACCAAAGAAAAAGAAAGAAAAAACUCCAAAUAAUGUACGAGCAACCACGAUUUCGUAUACUCAAACUAUUCCUAAUCUUUACUGGCGUAAAGCACCAAAGUUAUUUUGAUGUCGUUCGGGUCCAGAGAGAGGUUCACAUUUGACUUCUAUCACCACUAUCUCUCUCAAGGUUAAUACGCAUAAAUCGGGUACAUUAAUUGCAUCUGAUUGGUUGAUGGUAGCGGUAGUUGAAGUCAAAAUCUGAACCUCUGCAUGUAUUGAUAUAGUCUACACACGUAAAAACGCACAAGUUGUAACAAACCUGCAACAGAUUUGUAGCAAUGCUGUUCCAACAACUUGUCAACAGGGUGUGUUCACACUGCUUGUUGCCAGCUUGUUAACAAGUUGUCAACGGUUUGUUGACAACUUGCUACAAGGUUGAUAAACUCAACAGACUUGUUACAAGUUGUUCCAACAACUUGUAAUCGUCCUGGAAUUCAACAAGUUGUGAGUGGCAACCUUGUAGCAACUUGAUCACAACAUUGUUACAACUUGUUGACAAGGUUCCUACAAGCAUGUUGCGAACACAUCUUGUUGACAAGUUGUCAACGGUUUGUUGACAGCUUGCCACAAGGUUGAUGAACUCAACAGACUUGUUACAAGUUGUUCCAACAACUUGUAAUCGUCCUGGAAUUCAACAAGUUGUGAGUGGCAACCUUGUAGCAACUUGAUCACAACAUUGUUACAACUUGUUGACAAGGUUCCUACAAGCAUGUUGCGAACACAUCUUGUUGACAAGUUGUCAACGGUUUGUUGACAGCUUGCCACAAGGUUGAUGAACUCAACAGACUUGUUACAAGUUGUCCCAACAACUUGUAAUCGUCCUGGAAUUCAACAAGUUGUGAGUGGCAACCUUGUAGCAACUUGAUCACAACAUUGUUACAACUUGUUGACAAGGUUCCUACAAGCAUGUUGCGAACACAUCUUGUUGACAAGUUGUGACAUUUGUUACGUGUAUUGAUUGGCUUUACCAAUAUAAAUGUAUACCGUGUUGUUUUUCAACAGCUCAAAUGUGGUGCAUGUGGAGAAAUUGGUCACAUGAGAACAAAUAAGAAUUGUCCGCAGUACCAGGAAGUCCCGGGCACAACAGGCCCUAUCCAAGUGGCAAUGACGGAUGAACAAGUUGCAGAACAUGAAAUGAACAUGCCACAAGAUGACUUGGUCAAAGUCGAGGGGACAAAAAUUACCCUAGGAAAAGCUUUCCUUGAUCAGUAAGUUGCAUUGUUAGUGUGUCUUAUAAAACAACAAGUACUGCAAAGUGACGGCAAUGCCGAUUAGAGGUUUAUGACCUUUUGAGGGAUAAUUGUCAAAAACAAUGAAGCAUAAUUGUCAAAAUAUUUGCAUUGUCGUUCUGCUUGCGUAUAUACAUAUAAGGGGCGGACCAUCCAUUAGAAACGAGAAUGGGGAAGGGGGGGCUGAAAACAUCCAUGCAAGGAAAAAACGUUCUGAAAAUAAUGCAUACAGUCAGAAUGUGGCAGAAAAAAUUACAACACGAAAAAAAACAUGCACAUUAUUAAGCGAACCGUAAAAAUCCAUGCAUGGCAAAUUGUAAGUCUCGUAUUAUACUUCAUGGAGAUCUCUCUCCUAUAGAAGAUCCGGCCACGCUGGCUAGCUUGCAUAUGAAAUACUGCAUAUGCAUGUAUGUUUCUGGAAUGAAUACAAGUCAAUCUCCUUAAUUUACGAGCAAUAACUGCUUUGGAUCAAUCAUUGCCUUCAUUAUUGAUGUUCCUCAACUUUAAAAAACUUAUUUUCAGCUUCUUUUUUCAAUGUUGCCGUCAGUUAAUAUCUUUCAUUAUUUUAGUGCCAACGACCUGAAACGUAGAUCCAUGGUACUGCGAAUUCCUAAAGAGUUAGGUAAAUGAUGCAGAAUUUUAGUUUUCUAAUAAUGAGAAAGGAUAUAGGUAAACUUUAUAUAUAGUUAAACUUUAUUUUUAGAGUUUUCUUUUUUCGAGAUUAUAAAGGUAGAUAAGUUGCAUGAGGUCAUUAGCGGCCUAUGACGUCUGCAUAGAUUCAGGUCAGUUACAUUAUAUGAUUAUAAGGCUUGGUUCCAAAUUAUUUUUAAAAUACAUUUCGACUCAUCUAUUUUUGCCAACCCUCUAAAUAAAUGGUUUUGCUAAGGAGGGAAAGUGAGUUCUAAACUAAAACUACUAAGUUGACGUAAUUUAUCGUGUAUACCAAUGUAUAUCGAUGAAAGUCCCCUUUGACGAGACUAUGCCCCUUGCCCUAGCUUCCAUCAGUGUCUCUACAUGUGUUCACUAUAUCAGAUCUGUGAUCUAUAUCAUAUGUUUUUAGUCAAGAAACGCAGAAGAUCUGGUUUAAUGCAUUGUGACUACUUAACGGUAGGAGAGUGGCAAUGACUUUAUAUAUUUUUAUAUAUACACAGGUUCAUGCAUAGCGGUCUUUGAAAUCCUUGAAAUUUGAAUGCAGGUCUUUAAGGUCUUUGAAAAGUCUUUGAAUUGUGUCAAAAAGCGAAGAAAGUCUUUAAAAGUCCUUAAAUUCUUUAGUGAGUGUUUGAUUAUACGAUUUUCUAGCUAAUAAAGUAGAUUGAUUGAAGCAAGAUUUUCGCAAACAUCGAUGAAAAGGUGCAUUUUAGGAUGUGAUUUGACGGGACUAAUUACUGGGUAAAAAUGGUGCUUACACUCGCAAUUUUUCGACAGCUGAUUGCUCUCAAAGGUCUUUGAAAAGUCUUUGAAAAUAGGCAGAAAAAAUCUUUGAAAGUCUUUGAAUUUUUUUGGUCUUGGAGACUACGAACCCCGAUACAUAUUCUAUAUAUUUUCAUCAUUCCGUGAUUUUAGAACUUUAAACCGACUAUCAUAUUUUGGUCAAUUUGUAGAAACGGCAUAAACAAACUAACAGACGAAGGACCAACCCUGUGGUAAGUACCAGAAUAUGUUAGUAUAGGUAAGCAUGCGAUGGCGAGUACAAUUAGGGAUUAAUAGUACGAGUGAUGUUUGGAAAUUUUGCCAAAAUUGGACGAGCCGCCGGGGCGAGUCCAAUUUGGCAAAUUUCCAAACAUCACGAGUACUAUUAAUCCCUAAUUGUACGAGCAACAUUGCAUGAUUACUUGUUUAUUAUUAGCAUGACAAAAUUGGAUACGUACUUCUCAAUGUCAACAUCAUAUUCUCUCGCUAAAGCCCAGUCCUGCCAGACUUUCAACCAAAAUUUGGUGCUUUUGUUCAUAUUUUAUUUAGUUCUUUUAUUAAAGCAAAAUUUGGUGCUUUUGUUCGUAUUUUCAUCUACUUCCUCUAGGGCAAUUUCAUUUCACAUUUGUGUAAAUUAACAUACCUUUCCGCCGUUUUGUUUGUUUUGGGUAAAUCAUUAAUUGUACUGCAGUACAAUUAAUGAAAUAACUGUACUCCUCUCAACCAAUCAGCAUCCAGUAAUUUUGUCAUGCUAAUAAUAAAUUGUUAACUACGGUAGUUUUCAUUUUUGAUACAAAACUUUCAAAAAUUAUACUAUAAUAAUUGGAAAUUUUGAGAAUUGUGAAACCUGCCAGGUUUGGGCUCAGCAAAUCUAAAAAAAAUAAAGCACCAUCACGCUUAAAGCCCUGUAUUUUGCUGUCAGUAUAAGCCCUUCUUUCGCAUCAAUCAACAUUUCCUUUGUCGGGUUUUUUCUUGUGUUUACAUGACAUGACGGCUGUGCUGACAAAAAAAAGUCAAAUCGCGCACGAAAAGUUAAUUAAUUAGUGAAAAUAUUUCGGAAAGUGCAUUUCGGUUCUUUGAUAAAAAUCUCAACCUAACAGUUUUGCAAAAUACAGGAUACAGACCUCCUGCAGAACGUAACGUAGGUGGUGUUUGUUUCUAGGUAGUUUUGCAACUCAUACUAGAAAAUAUUUCCACAAAAUUGAAGGAAAUCAAAGAGGUAAAUAUAAUUACGUAAAGUAUGACCCGCCCAGACAAAAUGUGAAUAAGUAAGCAAUAUACUCUAUCCUCCGCAGAGGCGUUUUAAAUAAUUUGCCACGCGGGCUAUAUAUGCCCGUAAAAUAUGAGGCAUGUAGGUAAUUGAGUAAGUAUCUGAGCUGUAUCUGUUUAACAAGGUGAGCCGUAUUAAACCAGAUACAAAUCGGAUGCAUGUGAAUGCGUUAUAUAUUAAUUUUUCUUUGUAAUUUAUUAUUGAGUUUUUAAUUAUAUUUUCCAUUCAUUUUAGAGCCGUCCUUUUCAUACACCAGUCUCAAUUCGUACAGUUCCAGAUUAUUACAAAAUUGUUAUGAAUCCUAUGGAUUUGCAAACCAUUAAGGAGGUCAGUUUAUGAAGCACAGCAGUUUUUAUGUUCAUGAUUUAUAAAUUAAUAAAAUUUACACAACUCUAUAAGAUGUUUUUUUCAAAGACCUUCUAUUGUUCGUAUAUUUCGACAACUACAAAUUGAUGAACAUGACAUUGAAACUGAUCAAUAAAAGUGGAUAUCUCAAUGUCAUACUGUAGAGAGGUACCCCAAAAGAGAAGUAAAUAGACCUUAUGCAUAAUGACGUCACAAGGCUUCCCUGCAGCUGGCAGAGGUCUCUAUUUGUGCUGGGAAGCGAAGGAGAAGAGACCUCUGCCUAGAUCUGACUCGUUUUCUGUCGCGCAUGUGCAAAAAUUGCCAUGACAACGAGUGAUGUUCACCACGUGAUAUCAAACCGGUUUUUGCGGGAGCAACUUGGUAAUUCAAAGACUUGCCGUAGUUUGAAGGCAAACUGGCAAACAAAUGUAUCUCGGCCCGAUAAAACAGAAAAGAUUGCUUUCUUUUGUUCUUCUGUCACUGCUUUCACAGUUUCGUCUUUGAAAAUAUCAAUUACAUAACAUUGGGCACUUUCAAACAACAUGAAAAACCUCGAAAUGACAACGCUGUGCAAGCCGCCAUUUUGACACUACGGGCUCAAUGUCAUUACAGCGUAAUUCAGCUCUGAGAAUGCGUACUAUUUGUUUCUCUAAACCGGUUUCAGAACUUGUUUUACAAACUGGUUUAACUCGUCCAUGAUCAUGGACUGAGGAAGUGUCAGAUCUAGGCAGAGGUCUCUUCUCCUUCGCUUUCCAGCACAAAUAGAGAUCUCUGUCAACAGGGAAUCACAAGGCUUGAUGCCCGCGAAGAAUUCUGGUCUUAGUAGUCAUCGCCCGGGAAAAUUUCGAUAGUGCAUGACCAUUUUGAAUUGUUUAAUUUUCCCGCACGAUGACUACUAAGACCAGCAUUCCUCGCGGGCAUCAAGCCUUGUGACGUCAUUAUGCAUAAGGUCUAUUGAUGGAGUUUCAACUUAAAAAAUCCCGUGACACGACCCCUUCUGUCCAUCGUCUUUUAAAUAUUUUUUGUAAUGAUGUUUGAAGUGCUUUGACUUAUUUCCCAUAUAGAAUAUACGCAAAGGUCUCUAUCGCUCUCGUGAAGAAUUCCUGCAAGAUACAAAUUUACUGUAUUCAAAUUGCGUUUUAUAUAAUGGUAAGAGUUGCGCAAUACCAGUUCUAUUUACCCCCCCCUCCCUUCUAAUUGAGUAGUGGCAUGAAAAUGUGAGGAAGACUUGUGACUGCACAACAGCGGUUUGCAAGUAAGCUCCAGCAGUGACGGAAACUUCGCGAAAUAUUUUGGGUGGUGGGUGCAUUAGGUUGCCAACAUAUGACCCACUUUUUGUACCUGGAAGUCUUGGUUAUUUAAAUUUUGCCUUGAAUUUCACGCAAUGAAUAACUUCAUUUAUGGCCUACAAAUGUUUCCAUGGUUAAACAAUUAUUAUUGCAGCCUUGUUACACAGUUAUUCAGUUAUCACUCAGAAAAGGCUUUCAGAAAUUACUGGGAGGCGGUUGCUCCGGCCUCUUAUGCUCUUUUCUUGCGUUGAUAUAUCUGUAUUAUUAAGGAGACAAACAUUCCCUGACAGAAGUUGCGAAGAAAAUCACCGACCUGGCGAAACAGAUGAUUGAUGAGGUAUUGAAUGUGAAUAUAUGAAUAAUACGUUGAAAAUAAAACGUUGACCUGGGCUUGGCAAGUUGUAAUGAAGUGUUAACUUAUUUUUUCAGAAAGAGGAAGAAAUUACACAAAUUGAGAAAGAUAUCAAUCCAUUACUAAGUGACGAUCCUCAGGUAAUUUUGGUCUAUUAAGAAAGUCAGCUCCGUGUCUUUUGUGCGUUCUUCCAUUACAUUGUGCAUAUUCACCCAUUCCUGUUUGUCACUAUCGUAUAAUUUGUGCACCUUAAUGUUUUAUUUGUUUUUGUAUAGACGGGAUUUUCUUGGAUGCUAGAGAACGUCAUAAUGCAUAUCAAAGCUUCUGCUGAUGUAAGAUUCGAAACUCUUUACUAUAUAAUAGACGUCGAGUAUAAUAAACGAGAAAGCGUUUAUUACCGGCGUAUAAAAUACCGAAAUACCGGUAAUAAACAGUUUUCGAGUUUGCUUCUUCUCAAACAGACUUAAAGAGAAACUGAAGACUAUAGUUGAUAUGAAGACAACGAGACGGUACUUGCACAGAGUAGGUACAUAUACAGAGGUCUCACUUCUGCGGGAAAACCGUAAGGUAGUUUUUACUGCGCAUAUCUGGCGGUCAUGUUCUUAGCAAGUGCCUUAAAAAUAGGCAUUGACCCCCCCCCCCCCUGGAACAUUAAAUUUCAAUAUGUUCCCAGGGGUGACGACCUCUCUCUAGGGCACUUGCUAUAAGAACAUGGCGGACUGAAAAAAUCCCUUACACUAAAUUAACCUAAAGUGAUACCUCUGUAUGUACUUACUCUGUGGUGCUGGUUCUCUUGCGUUUUGCACAUGAAUUAUUAAUUCAUUGAAAAGUAGUGCUAAUGUAAUACUGUAGGACGUGUGAUCAAACACGAACAAAAAGAAAUUAAGGCUAAAAAAUAAGCUUUCGUUUUCAUGACAUUGAGUAAAUGUGUUGAUGAUACGACAGCUUUACAAAUGUAAAUUUUCACGUUACAGUACAUGCUCUUUUAUUUUAUGUACGGUAAAAAAGGCUUUUUGCACUGUAUUACAAGUAUAUGUAUGUUUAACCUCUCACAAAUCAGCGAGAAGCGUCCCAGGCCGUAGUUGACCCAGAUCACCUCACGGUUGGUAUGAUCGUGAUUGCGACUGUUGUAUUUGAAUAGUUUAUAUUUAUGUCCAUCAUCAUAUUUUUCUAGACUUGGCCGUUUCAUCGAGCAGUCAGUGCUAAGAAUGUUCCAGAUUAUUACGAGAUUGUUAAACAAGCAAUGGAUUUAGAGAAACUGCGUAGUGUACGUAUAUAUUUUGACACCCAGCUCCAAAUAGACCAUAUUGAGAAUGCACAUUUUUCAGCCGAAGCAUUGCCUUGCAACGCAUGCGGUCAUGCAUACCAUCAUGAAAUCCUGGUCGAUCGUUUUAUAACAAACAUAUUUGCAGGGAGGUGCGUCCAAUCCCGGACUCACCGAACCUGCAAGUAUGUUUGGUUUUUAUCACAUACCAUUUCGGUAAAAUACUAAAAAGUACUGAAGAAUUUUAUACGCAUUUUAGUUUUUAGUAUAUAAUUUCGUAAUUGGAUAACGAACAUUUUAGCCGCCAACAUACUACGCAAACGAACAAACUUAGGCUUAAAUUAAGGCUAAAAAAAUUCUCUACAAUAUUCCCUUAUUCUUGAAAAGAGAAAAUGAACACAUUCUGCGAAAACAAUGCCAGGAUUCAUAUAAACCUGCCCGUGCCGAACAAAUUUCGGCGGCCAUCUUUCUUCUCUUCCACUUUGAAUACAGAAUAUUCCAUUUUCAUCAAACAAUAAAAGAUAUAUAAUAAUUAUAAAACAAUUAAAAACAGUUAAUUUAUUUUUUAUUUAAAUCUUCGUCUGAAAUUUGUUCAAAUCGCUUCAAAAUGGCCGCCGCCGAAACAUCGAUCUCGAACCUAUAUCUAUGUCUCGAACCCACCUCCUAAACAUACGUCAGCAGGUGGGUUCUAUAACAAACGUACUUGCAGGGAGGUGAGUCCGGGAUUGGACGCACCGAGGGUGGCUGGAAGUUUCCCGAACUUACCGAGCGAAGCGAGGUGAGUUCGGGAAACUUCCAGCCACCCGAGGUGCGUCCAAUCCCGGCCUCACCGAACCUGCAAGUACGUUUGGUUUUUAUCCCAUACACCGAGCCAUACACACAUUUGUAGCUCUUCGCGAUAUAUUCGUCGAUGUUUUGUGAACAUUUUCCCGGCCAAAAAAAUCACUGGGCAAGAAAAUACUUCUUUAUCUACGUCUACAUUACCUUUACUGCAUUUUUUCUCUGGUUUUUCUUCAGUCUCAGUAUGUUAGUCACCGAAAAAAGUUCUUUAAAGUUUAGGUUUAUCGGCUAAAUCUUGUCCGCCAUAUUUGUUAUUGUUAUUGCAACGUAAGCAGUUUAGCGGGUGAGUUCGGCAAAAAGCAGGUGAGCUCGACGAUAAGCUCACCUGCUCUAAACCAAUCAGAAAGCCGCUUUUAACACAGGUAUGGGAUAAGAAAUUGAACGCACCUCCUCGUAGCCAAUAGGAAAGCCGCUAAUACGCUAGGUAUGGGAUAAGAAAGGAAAUUGAUCAAUCGUAAAGCUUGUAUAUGAGGCAUGUGCAUGUUUCAUAUAGGUCAACCUUUGCUAGUUGAAGGGUCUUGAAAUUAUCGAGUGGAAAUUUAUAUACAUUUAUUAUAGACCUAACCAGGAACAGCUGCGUCCUUCCCGACCACAGCGAGGCCCUGGGGAUGAGAUUGUCGUUGUUAUACAAUUAAACAUAAUUUAAGCAGUCAUAUUAUUUUACAAACAAACGUAAUCAAUCCAUAGAUACCUUAUAUCUAUGAAUCAAUCUUAAUCAUUUGGGCAAGGUUGCUAUUUUUUACCUUUCCUAUGUUUUCUGCUUUCAGAGGGUAUUGGAUCAUUUCUAUAGAAAUAGAGAAGAAUUUAUGGCAGAUGUGAAUCUUAUUUUAAAUAACUGCAUUUUAUACAAUGGUAAGUCGCUCAUGGGUUAUCGAAAUAUUAACCAGAACUACAAAGCUGUGUAAUAUAUAUGUUUCCUGUUAGUUUCAAACGUUUCAAUUUUAUUCAGGGGACGAACAUCCGUUUUCUUCAACAUGUCGCAAUAUGGUUAAGAAAUGUGAGGAGUUGUUAAAAGAGGUAAAAACUAUGCAAAGUUGUUUUAUGAAAAUGUAUAUAGAUCGAUUCGAAAAAUGGUUGUCAUGCUUUUUUCUUCCGAAAAUACUAAUUCCAAACCAAGAUAAUCACUGCCGCCUUAUAUAAUAAUACUUGAAGACUUUGGCCGUUUGGGUUACACAAAGUAUAAAUAUAAUACCAUGUAUUCUCUUUGAGAAAUUAAAUGUUAAAAAAAAUUACAUUUAGCAAACAAGCAUGACUAGCUUCGUUUUGGUGCUUUUUGCACAUUUCAAAGGCUAUAGCCUAUAAUUUCGCUUGCGACGUUGCGUGGAUUAUCUUCAAUCUUAUUAAACACUUUGUCUUAAAUAGCAGUCUCUGUUGAAAAAUUGUUUAUUAGCCUGGUAAAACAAUGCAAAAUUGUGGCGGUUAGUUUUCGAAUUGGUCAAUACGUUGAGUGUUUCAAUGAGAGGUCUGACAGAAGACGAGGGAUUUGAUAUCGAGUCUUUUGUGUGUGUGGCACAGAACAAAAAAGUUUAUUUGCUUGGGAAGACAGGCCUAGUGACAAACGGUAACCAUUCUGUCGUGCCACUUUGCAACUUCUUUUAUUCUCCCAAACUGAAUGUUGGUAUCGCAAUGCUACUUUGCGUCCGUUGUUAGAUCCCUAAAAUUAGGCCAACAUAACUCACAUAAGCUAGGAACGACCUUUUUGGACAUCUAGUGAAUAGGUAGCAUAGUUUAGACAAAAAGAAUAGAGCUAUCCAAGUUUAGACUACUUAAAAGAAAAAACUGUAAGUAUUAUAUCCAAUCAUAUAUGUUAUACUUUUUGCAUGUUCUGUAUUCCAAUUAAUGAUCAAAUCGAAUCUUCUAUGUCAUAGAGUGCAGAUCAAUUUGCGAAACUGGAGGAAAACAUUGCAACGAAUCCAUACUAUGAUGAGAUCGACAGUGAAAGUAGAUCAUCUUACGUAGCGAGUCAACCUCCAUCCGAGAGUGGAGAGAUAUUUAAUGAAAACAGUUUAGAUGAAUUUCCAAGCAGUGUUCUUAUGGAGGAAACUAUGGAUAGUGUUUAUACGAAUGAAGAUAACAGUAACCAAAGUUGUGAUCAGGUAUUCAGUGCGGCGAAAUCAGAACGAGGUAAGAUGUGUAUAAAAUAUAGCCUAUGUAACCAUCUGUACCCUGCAUGUAAGGAUAGGCGCCUCCAAGUCCUUGGCGUGUGAUGUUUAGUUCUUGCAAGAAAACUCGAUAACUCAAUGACAGUCGAAUGCCCAAAACUGAAUAAAAGCCUAACAGUAUAAAAAUUUCCUUUCGACCGAUUUACAGUACAGAACUUUUGCCUAUGCAGCCUGCUUACAACUGGGGUUGUACUGUGCCAAUCAAGAUCACAACUCACUUACACUGAUCUGUAUACACUAAGUGCUCACUUACGACAAUGUAGGCGACUUGUGUGCUUGAUUUACAGAGUACAACUCAAGUUGCAUGCAGGUUGCAUGCGACAAUUUUAGGCAAAAGUUGUGUAGUGUAAAUCGGCCUUAUGGUGUACUGGAUUACUUGCCAAUAUCCGUAUGUCCACCCAAUGCGGCGGCUCUCUGAUUGUUCUCUGUUCUCUGAUUGUUAUCAGCCAGGUCAGGUAUGGCACCAUGUUUCAAUAGUAACGUCACUGUGUCUGAUGAACCACAUCUUUCUUGCUGCUGCUCUCAAUGGUGUACAACUAUUGGAGUCACGAGUGUUUAUUUCAGCACCACAGUUUAUUAGAUCAUGAACUAUCUUGACAUGACCCUCAACUUGCAACACUCAAUGCUGUCUUACCACUUCUGUCGAUAAAAUUUACAUCUGCACCAUUUCUCGAGGAGAGAAUGUACUUUUUUACAUGCGACAAUUUUAGGCAAAAGUUGUGUAGUGUAAAUCGGCCUUUUGGUAACAAACAUUUUUAUGUGUACAGUGGAACCUCUAUUAAGCGGCCACAAAGCUGAUUCCCGAGGUGGCCGCUUAAUAGAGGUUCGACUGUAUGAGGAAUUCUUACAUACGGCAGUUUACGCUUUUUAUACCAUGCUUUUCAUAAGCAAGAACCAAAAGUCUUGUUUUCUUAUUAUGAAGACCAUUAUUAAGGGACCAUUAACCAAUCAGAUGCGUUUGAUAUAUCCGACUAACCAAUCAGAUGCAUGCUAAGCCAGUGAGAGGUAGUGGUAGUGGAAGUCAAAUCUGAACCUCGUACUCCUCCUUCUAGUUCAUAUGAAGUCAGCUGAUGAUGAUAUGGACGUUGAUGUGGUGGGGUCUGGGGAAGAAUCAUUAAAUCAAAGUAAUGUCACUACUGAUGAGUUAGAUAAAGACAUUGCAGCUGUUGUUCCUGCUGCUGGUGAAAACAGUUUAACAUUAGAGAAAUUACUUCAAGAUCUUGAAACAUCGCCUCAACAUGACGAGAGUGAUGAAAGUGGUGAUGACGACUUUCCAUUUGAUGAUGGCGACGAUGAUGACGUAGAAGACGAGGAGGAGCCUGGGGACGAGGAAAGACUAGACGAGACUAUUGAGGAUAUCGAGGAUAAUGGAGAAGAUACAUCUAGGGACACAACAGAAUAAAUGUACCACGAUUUAUAUUGUAAAUAUAGUACCUAAGUUAAAUACAACUGAACAUGACGUAACGAUAAUUUUUUG
Molecule: messenger RNA, 43548 nt
Organism: Paramuricea clavata
Lineage: Eukaryota; Metazoa; Cnidaria; Anthozoa; Malacalcyonacea; Plexauridae
Source: the annotation of a GenBank genome assembly